UUUCCAUUUGAGCAGAAAUGGAUUUAGGUAAGAUAUCCUGCAGGCAUUUCUCUGCAAAGUAAACGCAGAAGGUGAACGGCCGGCGGGUUAUCGCUUUGGGAGAGAGCAAUGUUUACCCUCCAUGUACUGAAUAACUCAGCGGUGUUCUGGUAUGUUUGUGUGUGUGUGUGUGCGUGUGGUGAAAACAAACAGUGAGAGCAAGAGCAGAUGGAGUGGCGAACAACGCACAGAGCAACGCACUGCGAGAGAGGACAUCAAAAAAAGAGAAAGUAAAGGUGGUGCCUUAAGGUCAAAGGUCAAAUGUGUGAGUCACAUGAUUGUAACCAGGAAGCGGUGGAGCGAUCCAGUGAGUCCUCGGUCUUCCUUCCUCUCUACAGUGGAGCAGGAACAACGCUUUCAUCGGAACGAACUUAUCGAAGAUGAUGAGAAACGAGGAGGUCGCAGAGGCUCAGGACUGUCAGGGUGGAAUCUCUAUGCACCUCUUCCUUCAUCUUUCACUCGUACCAGCAGUGUUGAUCGUUGGGGUGCUGUCGUUCCUCCAGAAGAGAGACCACAGACUGUCUAUCGACCGCAGAUUGCCGUUCCUGGAGGGACGCUUUGGUAUCGUUGUGCCUUUGGAUAGUAUCGGCACCCUCAGUAACCGCUGGUCCUACGGGUUUGCAUUUGGCGCCGUGUCCUCCAGCGUCCUGCUGCUCUUCUCUGAAAGUUACAUCCUCUUCCCCGUCCCGUCGUGGGCCCGAGCUGUAGUGUAUCUGAUUGGAGCGUUAGAGGUGGGCCUGGUCUUCUUCCCUUUCUUUGCCUGUCUGUCCACGCCUUUCAGAAAAACCGGGGCCGUCCUGGGGAUACUCUACUCCCUGUCCUGGAUCAUGGUGACAGUCUGGGAUACAUUCACCUGUCCUGAUGGUAAGAUUCUUGGUAAAUACCAGAAGUUGAUUGUCCAGUGGCCCUGCAUCCUCUCCCUCGUCUUCCUAUUGGGAAGAUUUAUCUAUAUUCUGGUGAAAGCCGUUCGAAUACAUCUGCAGGUGGAACAGGAGGAUCCUGCAGAGCUGAUAGGGCAGCAUCAGGUGCAGCACGUCAAGAGACUGCUGAGGAAAACCCCGGCUCACAGUAAACGGCGCAGCUGGCUCCGGUAUGAGUGGGACCCUUACUUCAAGUUCCCCAACAGGAUCAUCGGCACGGUCGUUAUCUCGCUAAUAGGCCUGUACACGAUGACGCUGGCCGACUACAGUCUCAGUAAUGUGGCUUUUGACCAUGUAGACCGGUGGAAGGAUACGCUGAAGCAGCUGCUUACGUCCUGUAACGAGACUGAAGCUCUGGGAGCCGUGAUACCACAGCUGGAAGAAUUCAUCGAAGUGGCUAGAAGAUCUUGGCUGGCUACCACCAUCUUUGCUAGUCUCAACUCUGUAGCCUACUGCUUCCAUAUCUUGGCUUGUUACAGAAAACACAUGAAGAGGCUGUGGAAAGGGCAGAAGGGGUUUCUUCCAGAGAAAUUUCACAACCCUCGCUCCGCAGUCAGCGUAGCUUCCAUCGCAAGAUACUCUGGUUGGCAGAUAGCGUUUACAUUGUGGGGCUACCUGAUAGUCCACUUUGUCUACUUCCUGUUUGCUCUGGUGUUUGUCUAUGUGCUGGUUCUUCCCGUAGUGCACGGAAAAGCACUAAGCAUGCUCAGCAGUCUGGGCAUCAUAGCUCUUACCAUAUGUUUGGUCAUUGGUCUGGUGAUUCUCCAGAUCGCUCUGGUUCAGAUCUUCUUCCUGCAGGACAAAAUGUCCCCUACGGAUACACAGAAGCCUCUGGCUCUCAACAACAGGAAGGCGUUCCACUGCUUCAACUACUUCUUCUUUUUCUACAACGUGGUGAUGGGGAUCAGCAACUGCGUACUGAGGCUGCUGUGCAGCAUUGUGGUGGGAACGUGGCUGGUGUCCCGCAUCGACAGGAGCAUUAUGCAACGAGGAUAUGAAACCAUCGAUGCUGGCUACAGCACUUGGAUUGGGAUGAUCUUUGCUGACCACUAUCAUAGCAAUCCAGUUAUGGUGUGCUUCUGCCAGCUGCUGGUCUCCAACUCACUGGACAAACACACCGCGUCUGCAUACUCCACAUUCAACAACGUGCCAUCUGAAUCCCCAGUGAACAGCCAAGCAAGGCGGCGUUGGAUGUUGUGCUAUACCUUAAUGAGGAACCCCACCCUGAUCCUGCUCAGGAAGCACCACCUGUCUUCAUCUUCCACAUUAAAUACAUCAUCAUCAUCAUCUCCUCAUCCAGACACGGUGGUGCAGGCUCGAGUCAUGGCCUUCAAAACACAGAACCACCGAGCAGAGUCACAGCCUCCACCAGAGAUACUCAUCACACCGGCGAAAGACUCUUAAAUGAACAUAAACAUGUAACUUCUCAUUGCUGUUUGGUGGUGCUGAUGCAAACGAAGAGAGCUCGGCGCACAUUGAAAACAAGCGUGUGUAAACUUCAGCUGUGUAUGUGUAGGUUUUAAAUGUUAUUGCAAACAGAUGCUGUCAGUUUGAAUAAAAAACAAAUUGUACAAUA
This is a messenger RNA of Gasterosteus aculeatus aculeatus (three-spined stickleback), 2535 nucleotides long. RefSeq names its product STRA6-like (gene stra6l). Gene Ontology annotation, cellular component: plasma membrane. The record is from RefSeq and is a predicted model, not a curated record. Gene Ontology annotation, molecular function: signaling receptor activity; retinol transmembrane transporter activity. NCBI's taxonomy places the organism in Eukaryota, Metazoa, Chordata, Actinopteri, Perciformes, Gasterosteidae. Gene Ontology annotation, biological process: vitamin A import into cell.